Messenger RNA from Sphaeramia orbicularis (orbiculate cardinalfish), 4407 nucleotides. It is a transcript of the gene cdhr5-rs, whose product is annotated as cadherin-related family member 5, related sequence. Gene Ontology annotation, biological process: cell-cell adhesion mediated by cadherin; cell-cell junction assembly; neuron projection development. The transcript is spliced from 16 exons. The record is from RefSeq and is a predicted model, not a curated record. Lineage: Eukaryota; Metazoa; Chordata; Actinopteri; Kurtiformes; Apogonidae. Gene Ontology annotation, cellular component: catenin complex; adherens junction; membrane. The coding region runs from base 201 to 2120 and encodes 639 amino acids. Gene Ontology annotation, molecular function: cadherin binding; calcium ion binding; beta-catenin binding.
AAGCCACAGUGAGCUGCUAAUGCUCCCAUACUCACAGUGACAGGCUGUGCUCUAGGGGGAAACUCAACAAAGUGAAAAUAUGAAAACAUGACAUCAGGAGGCCCGGACAGGCAGAGGGCAAGAGACACUGACCACACAUAGACCAACAGGAGAGAGAGAGAGAGACAGAGAGAGGAGAAACUGGAGGAACGAGGAGGAAGAUGCUGAAACCCUGCAGGCUGCUGCUCCUGCAGGUGACCCUCAGGUUAUCCUACCAUAUCGUUACAGCCAGUCUCUGUCUGGGAGGGUCAGACAUCUUUGCAGUCAUCAGAGAAAACAGCCCGAUGGGACAGUUUAUAGCAAACCUCAGUGUCACUGCAGAGCCUGGAUCUAAUGGCUUCCGUAUUUGUGUGACCGGAAAAAACGCUGACUGGUUCUUUUUAGAUGGACGAACCAUCCGACUGAACUCCUCCACCUCUAAAGUCCUGGAUCGUGAGGUUCAAGGAUCGCUGCUGAUAGCAGAACUCACCUGUUAUGAAGAGGAUGUCAUACAGAGUCAGUACAGGAUCCUGGUCCAGAUUCUCAAUGAAAAUGACAAUGAACCAAAAUUCCAACUGGAGACGACACAGCCAGUCUACAUCAAUGAGCUGACAUCCGUGAACUCUGUGGUCUUCACUGUGAAAGCUGUGGAUGCAGAUGGAGACACAAUCACAUACAUCAUUGAUCAGUCAUCACCUGACUCCUCCUACUUCCGGAUUGACCUACCAAACAGUGGGAGUGUUGUUCUGGACAAACCGCUGGACUAUGAGACCAAAACCCACCUGCAGCUGUUGAUCUGGGCCACGGAAGCCAACACAUUAGAGAAGUUCAACACCUCCACCAGUCUGACCAUCAACAUCCAGGAUGGAGACGACCAGUAUCCCCACUUCCUGCCAUGCACACCUGUCUCUGCUGAUGUUCCUGUCUGCACCAGCCCAGUGUACAGCGCCAACAUCACAGAGAAACAUCAGAGCCUCAUUCUGGUGUUCUCUCCUGGUCCAAUACGGGCUGAGGAUGGAGACAGAGGUCUGGACUCUCCACUGAUCUACAGCAUCCUGUCUGGUGGCGACCAGGGCAGGUUUGUUAUUAACAACAGGACGGGUGAGAUCCGGUUAACCAGAGCGGUGAACGACCGCCGACAGACACCUUCAUUCAGACUGAGCAUCAUGGCAUCUCAGCUGGAUGACCCAUUGAAGUACAGUGUGGCAUCGGCUCUAAUCAGGGUUCUAGGAGAGAACAGGUUUCCCCUUGUCUUUAACACAACCACCUAUAAAGGCUUUGUUACUCCGAGCUCAAGCCCUGCCACAAUUGUGUCCACCUACGGCAACCAAGUGCUCCUCAUGCAGGUUAUGGACCAGGAUUUCUCUGAUGGCCUGAAUCCAAAUGUACAGUACUCACUCCGCCCUUCAUCAGGACUGUACCACAUCACACGGGAAGGUGUUCUUAUUGCCAGGACGGACCGUGUGCAUACUUUCGACCGACAUAUCCUACAGGUCAUCGCCAGAGAUGAAGAAUCAGGAGAAGAAGUUUCAGCCUCAGUGGACAUCGAAGUCUUGCAGAGAGGACAAGCAGUUCCUCGUGGUACAUUCAAUGACCAGCAGCAGUUCGGAGAUGUGGACACCCAGAUGGCAGGAGGCAUCGCAGCAGGUUUCCUUUUAGUGUUUGUAGCAGGAGCUCUGUUUCUACUGCUUCGAACCAUCAGGAGGAAAAACAGACGAGAACCUACAGACCACAGCAGCGUCAGCCUUGGAAAACCUCCCAAAGAGAUGAACAGACAAUCAGGACAUUUCCAUGGACAGCAGGGCGUCUACACCAGGAGAGAGUCCCUCAUUCCAUCGUCAGUAUCCACUGACAUCAGUAUAGGAGGUGUCUCCAGGAAUCUGUACCCUGUUGUAUCAAGGUCAGAGGACCUGACUGAAGCUGUGAAAUCAUCUAUGAGAGCCACAGGGGCUGAUGGGAGCAACGUGACAGAGGAGAUGCAACAAUCAUCAGCAUUUAGAGAUUCAGUUCAGGGCGAGGACAUCACAGGACAGGGUAAUGACCCCUACAGGACGAUGCUUGCUACGAUCUAUGCUGAGUCGAGCUCAGAGGAAGGACAGUAACCCCUCUUCCAGUUCUGAAGGUGUAGCUCCUUGGGUCAGUCCUCACCUCGACUCCUCGGCCCUCCCACCAGAGAUGUGAGUGGAGGAGUUGAGGCAAGGACCUGAAGAGAGAGGCAUCAGGCACUUAAUGAAAUGAGACAUCCUUACCUUGGAGUUGUCACUUUAAAUAAACGUCAGUUAAACAUGACGUGUGGAACAGACAUUUUAUUGUAAUGCACCGCUGUAUUUUAUGAUCUCUGACAAACAAGUGUACAUCUGAACUAAUGAUUAACUUCUGAUUCAAUUCAUAUGGUGUGGUGUAGAGAUGUCAUGUAUUUUUUUAUUCUAAUGAUACAACCUCAGAUUGAAAAAACAUAAAUUUUUAAAGUCCUGGUCCUAGUCGUGUGUCACACCUCCUUUGUGAAUCAAUUGGUGAACAGACUGUCACAAAGGUUUGAGUUCCGCCUGCCACCACUAAAGGCCUGUACAUACUCUGCAAGAACAGAGAAAUUUGUUCUUUUUUAAGAAGUGAUAAGAACAAGAAAAAAGUGAGUUCUGGUCAGGACAUUUCAUACUUUAUGAGGAGCUCAAGGGCAGAACUCAUGAGAAAUCCUCUGCUUUUCCACAUUAGUCACACCCACUUUCAAUUUCUGACCAAUCACAUAGUAGUUGUCAGACACCACAAAGGAAAAUAGUUCUUCCUAGAUGAUGUCUCGAGAACAAGCUGCAAGUCCUCCCACACAAGAGCUGCGAGAAAAGAGAACAAGUUUCUCUGUUCUUGCAGAGUAUGUAAUAACCUUAAUAGGUCCUCGACCUUCAGUGUGUGUUUAAAGGAGCUAAUAAAGCUUUCACACCGGCAGGGCUCUGUGUCACUUCCAGAUCCUGAACCUAGUUUUGAACCACCCAGUGUGUUUACACCAGAAAAAAAUGGUUUUGAACCUGAAAAUUUGGUUCUCACUUUGAACCAGAAAAAGUUGGUUCUUCCUCAUGAACCAUGACGUAAUCAGCAGCUGUGCUCAGUGGGAAGUAGAAGAAAAUGGAGAAGUGUCAGUGGUCUGCUGAGGAGACAAAAUGUUCGGUGGCAAUCUGGGCAUCAACAGAAUUCCAAGUGUUGCUGGAGAUUAGUACGAGUUAGAUGUCUAAGUUAGAUGUCAAACUGGUGAAGGCUGUGUUCACCCAAAGGCUUAAACUGGUGUGAACUGGGCUAGUCUGCCAGAAAGCGCCAAGGUUUAGAGACUCCAGAACAGAGCCAGAACCAGAACUCUGCCUAUAAUAUCUCUAUGUCUCUAUGUCUGAUGUCAAUAACCAUGCUUCCAUACAAUUGUCAAAUUAAGCUGAAGUGAAAAGUUCCAAAAAAGGAAAAUGUGAAUUACAUUUCAAUCAAUGUCAACAAUGAAUCACACUUUCAUCAACUGCAAUAAGAACAUUUACCAUAAACAUGUGACUAUAUCUGACAUUUAGCAAAUAACAAAAAUAAUGUAAUUUACAUGUGCUGUGUAUUCACACUCAGUAUGUGGCUGUUUGGUCAGUCAGACGAAGCCUCCACUAGCUGUCAGCUGUCCUCAGGGUAAUUGGUAUCAGUUUGGGAGCAGCUGUGAGGUUUGUGUGUUUUUUAUUGCAAGCCAUGUCAUCAUUGCAAAAUUUAACAAUGUUAUCACAUGUGACAGAUUUACCUCAAAUCAUGCAGGCCUAGUUUCCAUAAACAGUUGUAGGGUGAAUACACCAGGCUGUGUAGUGUUGUCAAAUGUGGCAUUUUAGGCCACAUGAGUAGAAGAACUCGAGGAUUCUGCCGCUGAUGUCCACCUGAAAUGGUUGUGUGUUUGAGAAUUUAGUGAUUCUCCAUGUUUAUCAAGUUUUAUGGGAAUAUCUUGGAAAACAGCUGACUAUCAUAACAACAUAAACUCAUGAACUCUUAACUCAAAUAGCCUUUUUAAUCCCCUGUGGCUCCAUACACACAUUUAAAAAUGUGAAUAUAAUACCCUCAUGGCAACACAACUGCAGACACUUGAUACAUAUGAUCAUGUCGGGAUGUCAUCUGACUAUAAGACACUGAUUGUUUCUUACUUUUUGGUAUUUUUAAUUCCUCAAAAAAGUCCCAAAUGCAGUAUAAAAGAGAGAUUAGAUAAUUGUUGAAACUUUUUUAGACUUUGUUCAUUUAGUUUUAUUUUCUGUUUCUGUAAAUUAAUAAUUUAACAUUUUUACUUCAUCACCUUUCCCUAAUAAAGUCAUAUUAAUGUGAUCAGUUACUGUUAAUCAGUCCUGCAGAGAAUAACUGAUUGUCUCUUUGUAAAUAAAUCUGUUUUGUUAA